AUGAAAAGACCAAUCUCUCCUGACCCUCAACCUGGCUCGAGCCCGGCUACCGAGACCACCAAAAAGGCCUGCCUUCAACCUGCCACGAAUUCCCCGAAGGAAGGGUCCCCCGCUUCAGUGCCCAUUGUGGGCGCCGACGAAGCCUGCGCCAGGAAGCUUAAUAUCACCUGCACGUACCCCCAACCCGUCAGCGUCGAAGACGACGACACGUAUGAUUUGGACCCGACCGGUGACAUUGUUAUUGUGCUUGGAGACGAGGACCGCCUGCUGCCCUCCGAUUUGGCUGAAUUGACACCUGAGUGGCUCAGUAAUGCCAAAAAUAGACGCGACCCUGACCCUACAGGCGACGAAGAAUACCGGGAGUAUCAGAUCCGUUGCUCAUCGAAACAUCUAAUGCUGGCAAGCAAGACCUUUGAGCGCCAGCUACCUUACUUCAUGGAUGAGAUAGAGAAACAUGGUUUUGUCGAAAUCGGAUUGUUCGAUGAACCCCCCCGUAUCUUCUUGUUGGUUCUGAUGAUUAUCCAUGGGCGGACUCGACUGCUUCCACGAAAGAUAGGGCUUUCUACCCUGGCAGGCGUGGCGGAGCUUUCCCAUAAACUUGAAUGUGAAGAGGCUGUCAAUGCCUCCGCACAGCUGUGGAUUAGCAAAUUUGGAAAAGAUCUCCCUCGAGUUUAUAGCAAGUAUGCGAGAUGGUGGCUGCAGAUUUCAUGGGUUUUUCAGGGGAAGUAUGUUUUUCAAAAGAUUACAAAAGUCAUCCAGGCGACUAGCACCGAUGCAAUUGAGGGAAACUUGUUAUGUGUGCCAGAUACCAUUAUAGACGAGCUCAACGAGGCACGUUACCGAUGCAUCGAGCAUCUGAUUUCCGCACUGCAAGGUCUCUUAAAAGACCUCGCAACCGGUGACAACAACAGCCAGUGGUGUACUCCUACAGACCCUGACAGCAAACAUCUCUGUCUUUCCUCUGUACUCGGAGACCUCACAACUCAUAUGUAUUCCGAGGGCCUCCUAAUUCCCGAACCCAAACGCCCUUAUCCCGGCAUCGGUUUCGGACCUCUGAUGGAACGCUUUGUUGCCAAGGCAGAAGAUUCCUCUUAUUCGUGUCACGGCUCUGAAGAGCCGGAGUGUAGACUCCUAGCACGUAUUACUCGGCUCUUCAAGGACAUCCAACAGCCGCUGGGGUUGGAUAUCAAUAGUUCGCAGCUUGCAGGCCUUGAGGAGGAUGCCGAGCAAUAA
Molecule: messenger RNA, 1233 nt
Organism: Aspergillus mulundensis
Lineage: Eukaryota; Fungi; Ascomycota; Eurotiomycetes; Eurotiales; Aspergillaceae
Exons: 2
Coding region: 1-1233 (410 amino acids)
Source: RefSeq, a predicted model, not a curated record